Molecule: messenger RNA, 1683 nt
Organism: Danaus chrysippus (African queen)
Lineage: Eukaryota; Metazoa; Arthropoda; Insecta; Lepidoptera; Nymphalidae
Source: the annotation of a GenBank genome assembly
AUGGUUACAAUGAAUUCAUCUGAGAAGGCGGCGCAAAAAGCAUGUCAGCAGGGACCAUCCAAGGAUACAACAAAAUGCUCAAAGGAUGAAAAAGAUAAAGAAAAAGAAAAAGAUAAGAAAGAAAAAGAUAAAGAUAACAUGGUUGCUAAUCUUCCACCGAGCGUUCAGGCCCUGAUGUCGACUAUACCUUCUCCUGAAGAGUCACCCAACUAUCUUGUCUAUAAAAAGAUGGAAGCUAUCAUAGAGAAGAUGCAAGAUGAGACUUCUGGCGUUCCAGUAAGAACGGUCAAGAGCUUUAUGACUAAAAUACCAUCUGUGUUCACGGGAGCCGACCUAGUAGCUUGGCUGACAAGACAUCUGAACCUAGAGGAAGGUUGGGAGGCGUUGCAUAUAGCGCAUCUGUUAGCGGCGCAUGGCUAUCUAUUCCCUAUAGAUGACCAUAACUUAACUGUUAAGAAUGAUAACACAUAUUACAGAUUCCAAACACCAUAUUUCUGGCCAUCAAAUCAAUGGGAGCCGGAGAAUACGGACUAUGCUGUAUACCUCUGUAAGCGGACCAUGCAGAACAAGGCCCGUCUGGAGCUGGCCGACUACGAGGCGGAGUCACUGGCGCGGCUACAGAAGAUGUUCAGCAGGAAGUGGGAGUUCAUCUUCAUGCAGGCUGAGGCUCAGAGCAAGGUGGAUAAGAAACGUGAUAAAUUGGAGCGGAAGGUGUUGGACAGUCAAGAACGAGCCUUCUGGGAUGUGCACAGACCUAUGCCCGGUUGUGUAAAUACAACGGAAAUGGACCCAAAGAAAAUGUCUCGAGUUAACGCAUUGAAGGCAAAGAGACUGAGGCAGUGUCAGGAGUUGCUACAACAUAACGUAAAGAACAACCCUAUAGUCACUAUAACAAACGCUCAAGAAAGUGAAGAAGCUAUACAGAGAAGUUCAGAAAACUUACUUAAAGAGAACGGUGAAAGCUCGAAUCAAGCUAAGCUAGAGCGCGAUAAGUGUUUAGAAGAACAAAUAGAAGCUGCUCGCAGACAGCUUGGAAUAUUAAAAGCUAGAUUAGAAAGACGGAACGUAAGGGUUAGCAAGGUCGCUGAUAUGUUCAUAGCAUACUGUUCCCAGUAUGUAGAGUACGAUGCCCUCCUCACUCCUCCGGAGUGGCCCAAUCCAUGGAUUAGUGACACUACCGAGCUGUGGGACCAGGAGAAACAAUGUAAGGAGCCCCUCCCCCUUCGCCGGGUUCGCCGCUGGUCGUUCAGUCUCCGCGAACUGCUCCGGGACGCGCCGGGCAGAGAACACUUCGCUAAGUUCCUAAGCAAGGAGUUCAGCGGAGAGAAUCUAAAAUUCUGGUUGGCCGUUCAAGAGUUGAAAUCACUCCCCAUACGUCGCGUUUCCUCUCGCGCUAAGGAGAUAUGGAAGGAAUUCCUCGCAUCUGACGCUCCCUCCCCCGUUAAUAUAGACGCGGCCAGCAGGGAAUUAACCCGAGUGAGAGUGGAAUCAGGUAUAGCUGAUAGAUACUGCUUCGAUCAAGCACAGGCUCACGUAUAUCACCUCAUGAAAUCAGACAGCUACUCGAGGUACUUGCGAUCAGAUAUGUAUAAGGACUACCUCAACGGUUCUAAGAAGAAGACAUCAGUGAAGGGCAUCAGAUCCAUAGUGUCAUUCACCGGACGCAAGGAAACCGGGAAUUGA